UUUCGGCCGGAAUUUGAAACAAGGAAACAUAAGAGUCACGAUCUUCGGUUAGACUCAGGUUAACUAAUUUCAUCUUCAUUUAUUGUAGAGAGUUCAAAUUAUUCUUAUUUUGGAUUGAUUUUGUUUGACAAAUACAGCAACAUAAAUCUAAUUGAAAAUGGCUUCUGAAAGAUAUAGCUUUUCGUUGACUACUUUCAGCCCGUCUGGUAAACUGGUACAGAUCGAAUAUGCUUUGGCUGCAGUGUCAGCCGGCACACCUUCGGUAGGAAUUAUGGCUUCAAAUGGUGUGGUAUUGGCCACUGAAAAUAAACCUAAGUCGUCACUCUAUGAGGAACAUAGCGUUAAACGUGUUGAAAUGGUCACAGAUCACAUAGGUAUGGUUUACUCUGGUAUGGGACCCGAUUAUCGUCUGCUAGUAAAACAAGCACGUAAAAUAGCUCAGAACUAUUUUCUGACAUACAAGGAGCCAAUACCUGUAGCCCAGUUAGUGCAACGUGUAGCAACAUUGAUGCAGGAGUAUACACAAACCGGUGGUGUGCGUCCAUUCGGUGUCUCACUCCUUAUAUGUGGAUGGGACUCUGAUCGUCCAUAUUUGUUUCAGUGUGAUCCAUCUGGAGCAUAUUUCGCAUGGAAAGCAACAGCAAUGGGUAAAAACGCAGUUAAUGGAAAAACAUUUAUGGAAAAAAGAUAUAGCGAAGAUUUGGAACUGGAUGAUGCCGUUCAUACUGUUAUUUUGACUCUCAAAGAAGGAUUUGAAGGCAAGAUGACCGCGGAAAACAUUGAGAUCGGUGUUUGUGACAAAAAUGGUUUCAAAUGCCUGGACACUGCUACUAUUAGGGAUUACUUGGCAAACAUUCCAUAGAGGGAUCAAAUUUUAUACGUUUAUUUAAUCCUUGUAUGUUUAUUUUGAAAUAAAUUCACAGGUGUAUGUA
Messenger RNA from Eupeodes corollae, 932 nucleotides. It is a transcript of the gene Prosalpha2, whose product is annotated as proteasome subunit alpha type-2. Lineage: Eukaryota; Metazoa; Arthropoda; Insecta; Diptera; Syrphidae. The coding region runs from base 158 to 862 and encodes 234 amino acids. Gene Ontology annotation, biological process: ubiquitin-dependent protein catabolic process. The record is from RefSeq and is a predicted model, not a curated record. Gene Ontology annotation, cellular component: proteasome core complex; proteasome core complex, alpha-subunit complex. The transcript has 5 exons.